AGCCCAGACAGGGGAAGCAGGUGGCCCCACGUAGCUGAGCGAAUCAGAGCGGCUGGAGUCUAGGACCUGCGCCUUUUGACCACCGCGAGCGCUCGCCUCUCAGGCCGUCCUUUCUCUCCUCUUCUCCCCUAGCUCGGCGCAUGGCGUCCCAGGGUCAUCGGCGGAGGCCGCCGCGGAGACCGGAGACGGUGGUGCGGGGGGAGGCGGCCGAGACAGACUCGGAGCUCUCUGCGUGCUCCUCGGAGGAGGAGCUGUACCUGGGUCCUUCGGGCCCGACGCGCGGACGCCCCACGGGGCUGCGGGUGGCCGGGGAGGCCGCGGAGACUGACUCGGACUCGGAGCCGGAGCCGACGGCCGCGCCAAGGGACCUGCCUCCUCUCGUGGUGCAGCGGGAAUCGGUCGGGGAGGCCUGGGGCACGGAGGAGGCCCCGGCAUCCAUCGUGGCUGGCUGCCGCCUGCUGCCGGACAUCCGUGGUGUGCCGGGGACCGAACCCGAGCAAGACCCGGGACCGCGGGCCUAGCAAUGACUCUACACCUCCACCUGACUCUGCCUGUUUCGAGUAGGCCUUGCCGCCUCUGGGACCUGGCUCUGUCCAAUGUGCACAUUAUCACUCCUACCCCCAUCUUGCUGUCACCCUCGGGGUUAACCUCGCUUCUCUGGAUAGUAUUCUGUGUUGGGCAUGGGUUCAUUCCUUGUUGUGGAGACCAGUUUCCCCCUCCCCUUAGAUCUGAUUCCUUCCCCUAGGCCUGCCCCUGCCCCUGGGCCUUGGCAUUGGGGCCUGGCCCAGCCUGCUGAUUCUGAGCCUGACCCAGGAGAUUGGCUCCAGUCCCUGGAGAAUAGCUGCUCCUUGAUGAUUCCACCCGGGCCUCACUGGGCCCCGCGUUUCCUUGAGCUCUGCCUCUCUGAGUGUGGUUUCUGCUCACAGGGGCGUGUCCUGGUUCUUCCCACAGGAACCCCAGGAUCUGGCACAAAUUUCCUGGCAUCUUCCUUCACUUCUUGGUCCUAGGACCUCUGGUCCUAGUUGCACCUUAGGAUUUCCCCCCCCCCUAGACUGGGUCCUUUUUCUGCUCCCCGGGCUUGGCCCUGGUUCACCUCCUGGUUCAAGUUCUUGCUGUGCCAUCUCCUGGCUCUUCCUCCUUGAGCUUAGCGCCCUCCCCUCAGCCUGAUCUUGUUUCCUGCAGCUAUACCCUUAGCUGUAUGGACCCAUCCUGCUUAUACUGCCUACCCUGGGCUCUGGCGACUCCCUAUAUUUCCUUCCUCAGGCCCAAAAUGAUGCCCCCUCCUGACCCAAGGGGGUCUUCCUCCUGACUCUCCAGGCCAAGAUGAUGCUCCCUCUCAACUCUCCACGCGAAGGUGGCACCCCCCCCACCCCCCCUGACUCUCCAGACCUUAGGUGAUGUCCUUCAGGCACUUAGGGCCUAAUUCAGCCCUGCCCUGGUGCUUCGCAAUGCGACACCACUUGGCAGAUAAGAGCCAUCUUCAGGGUGUUCACUGUUGAUUCCUGGGCGCUAAAAGGACUUGGAUUUCUGACUUGCCUCAGGGGCUCUGAUUAGCAGCCUCUUUCUGCUCCUUCUCACCUGCUCCCUCUUUGGUCCUGGCUCUAAUCCCUCAGCCACAUUCAUACUUACUCCCCUCCCCUGAGCCUAUUCCUCACCCACCUCCCAUCCCAGCCUGAAGCUGAGAUCCGAGCCCCUAGGAUGGAGAAAUGGGGAAGAGCUCUCUAUGGCAGAUUCAUUAAAACUCAAAACAUUUCCCAUAUGGUCGAUUCCUCUUGUCUCUACUUUUAAGUUGGGGUUAGGUUGGUUGGUGAGUUAUCUGAGAAUGGGGGUCCCAAGACUUAUUAAAUGUGUAACUAUAGUUAUUAAGUGUAAAACUGUAGUUGGGAAAUCAGAGCCCCUAA
Messenger RNA from Galeopterus variegatus (Sunda flying lemur), 1901 nucleotides. It is a transcript of the gene BLOC1S3, whose product is annotated as biogenesis of lysosomal organelles complex-1, subunit 3. The transcript has 2 exons. Lineage: Eukaryota; Metazoa; Chordata; Mammalia; Dermoptera; Cynocephalidae. The record is from RefSeq and is a predicted model, not a curated record. The coding region runs from base 141 to 521 and encodes 126 amino acids. Gene Ontology annotation, cellular component: BLOC-1 complex.